This is a messenger RNA of Nannizzia gypsea CBS 118893, 2904 nucleotides long. Its product is annotated as U3 small nucleolar RNA-associated protein 4. Gene Ontology annotation, cellular component: small-subunit processome; t-UTP complex; 90S preribosome. Bases 1 to 2904 code for a protein of 967 amino acids. Gene Ontology annotation, molecular function: RNA binding; protein binding. NCBI's taxonomy places the organism in Eukaryota, Fungi, Ascomycota, Eurotiomycetes, Onygenales, Arthrodermataceae. The transcript has 3 exons. The record is from RefSeq and is a predicted model, not a curated record. Gene Ontology annotation, biological process: maturation of SSU-rRNA from tricistronic rRNA transcript (SSU-rRNA, 5.8S rRNA, LSU-rRNA).
AUGGACAUCCAUAGAUGUCGAUUCGUGCCAUACAAUCCUCAAGCGAUCAACGCGCUGGCCUUUUCGCACCCUCCGUCAAAUGAGAUCCAGGGUAGAGGCUUUCCCACAUUAAGGCUUGCGAUCGGACGGGCGAAUGGUGAUAUUGAGAUUUGGAACCCUCUACGUGGAGUUUGGUUCCAAGAAUCUAUUCUUCGCGGAGGAAAAGACCGCAGCAUCGAAGGAUUAGCAUGGACACUUGACCCAAGCGAAACCAUUGAAGGCAAAGAGGUGGCGGGCAAACUGCGACUUUUCAGCAUUGGGUAUUCCAGCGUUGUGACAGAGUGGGAUUUGGAAACAGGUCGGCCAGCAAGGCAUUCAAGCGGAAAUUAUGGAGAAAUCUGGUGUCUAGCAGCCCAGCCUCGAUGGAGGCCGCGGCGUAAGAAGGAUGGGGAUUCUGCUCCUCCGAGGGAGGAGGGAUAUUUGGGACAGCAUUUGGCGGUUGGGUGUGCAGAUGGUACUAUCGUGAUCCUGUCUACCGAGGAUAGAGACUUGAAGUACUUGAAAACAAUAAGGUCGUCAACGAAGCGUGCGAGAGUCCUCAGCAUCACAUUUCAGAAUCGCCAUACUGUUGUUGCUGGAUACGCCGACAGCUCUAUUCGAGUGUUCGAUAUACGCAAUGGCAGCCUUCUACGGACAAUCUCUCUCGGAAAGGGCCAAGCAAAGGACGUCAAGGAGCUACUUGUCUGGUGCGUCAAGUGUCUACCCGAUGGCUCGAUAAUAUCUGGUGACUCGGCCGGUGAAAUUCGGAUUUACGACGCAAAGAACUACUCUCUGGUUCAAAGGCUGCAAGGACACCAGGCAGAUGUAUUGGACAUCGCUGUUAGUGCGGAUGGGGAAUCCAUUGUUAGUGGAGGUGCAGACCAGCGGACGGUUCUUUAUAAACUGAAGCGCCGCGAAAAGCAAAUGACAACGCGCAGAUGGGCAGAGGUGAUACAUCGACGAUACCAUACACACGACGUCAAGGCUCUCGCUGCUUUUGAGACUAAGGACAUUAGUAUUGUUGUGUCAGGAGGCCUUGACACGACGCCUGUUAUUCUUCCACUGAGGGAGCUUGGAAGGGAGCACCACCGAAAACUACCAAAUCUACCACAGAUACCCCAAGUCUCGUCAUCGGGCGCAUCUCGACUUCUAAUGAGUUGGUGGGACCGUGAGGUCAACAUUUGGCGUGUUGCUGGCUCAUUUGCGUCUGAUAUGGAACAGCACAAGCUUGUAGGAAAGAUCUUAUUCCAGGGCGACGAACAUCUCACAUGCGCGGCUCUAGCACGGGAUGGAACUAUACUCGCCGCUGCCACUAUAUCAGAGGUUAGGGUAUUUACUUUGGCACCAGAUGAAGUGGAUGGUUUCCCUAGUCUACGGGUUCACAAAGUAGACCUUCCUCCUCAAUUAGCCUCCCAGGGCGCAAAGAACGUUACUAUAUCACCUGAUUGCAAGUGGCUGUGUGUACUGCGACCAAAUAACAGUAUGUACAUGACCAAACUUGUUAGAGAUUCGGAAACGGAAGAGAGCCUUCAAGUUCUGCCAAAAUCACAAAAAUUGGUCCGUCUACCAAGACAAACGCGUACCGAUAAACCUCUUCACGGCACACUAGGUUCAUACGAUAGAACUGUGCGCUGCAUGACAUUCUCAGGUGACAGCCGGAUCUUUGCUUGUGGUGACCUUGCUGGGUUUUUGGACGUUUGGUCCCUUCGGGACAGUGAAGGUGCCCCUGCAACGAUAAAGGAUACCGGAGAUGCAGAUGCGGGUUCUUCAGACGAGGAUUCGGAUUCGGAUUCGGAUUCGGAUUCAGAUGAUGAGGACGACUUGCCAACCGGAGAGCGGUGGAAACGCUCGCCUUCCGAAGCCAAUCUUCCUCGUCUAACCUCCAGCGUUUUGCUAAUGACCUUCCGCCCGACUCUUGAAGCAUCCAACGCACUGAAGAAUAAACGGACAUCUACGAAGUCAAUUGCCCAAGCUUCGGAAUGCAGUACGUCAGAUGACAGGUUGAUGGUGCUAACUGCCGAGCAUCAUUUAACUGAAUUCCAUGCGCUUCAGGGCAACCUUUCCGACUGGUCCAGGAGGAACCCGAAGGCAUGUAUGCCCUCGGAAUUUACCAUCAUUAAAGACAGAGCUAUGGGCGCCAUUUGGGAUGUUGCAGGGGGCCGGGAUCGCCUCUGGCUGUAUGGCCCUGCUUGGCUUUGGAUGUUUGAUCUAUCUCUAGACUACCCUGCUGCAGAAUCACAGCAUGUUGGUACUCUAGUACACCCAUCCCCACACAAGAGGAAACGUCAGGAUCACGAAGAACCUAACAAUGAAUGGGAGAGGAAGAAAAAGAAGACGAAUACGGGAGCAGGAGACAGAGUUGUGCUUGCGGACGCUGAAGUUGGUUUUGGAUCGGCAGUUAAGAAGGCCGUGGGAGCAAACGGGGAGAAUGCCGAAUUGGUACCCUUUGAGGACCAAAAGAAUGAGAACUUGCUGCCUGAGGACGACGAUGAGGGCGACGGCGACAUAAACGAGCUCACUCUCGCAAACGAAGCGACACUCGCUUCACUCCGAAGACAACAGUUCCCUGUCGUUAAUGGAAAGGUUUUAAAUGGUGACCAUCUACCAAAUGGGGCAGAGAACGAGAACCAGGUAGCAAAGCUAUCUACACCAGAUCCAGAAUCCGACCACAACGCAGAAUCACGCCCACGCCAGUGGUGGUCUAUUUUCAAGUACCGAGAUAUCCUAGGGAUUGUGCCUCUAAGCCACAAUUCCCAAUCGACUGUGGAGAGUGCAGAUCUAUCGGAAGCAGAAGACGCAAAAUCAGUGCCUUUGGAAGUUGUGGUGAUAGAGAGGCCGAUAUGGGACGUUGAUCUUCCAGGCAGAUAUAUACGAGACUACGAAUAA